AGUCGCUUAGCAACCGGGAGGCUUACCUUUGGAAGCUUGUUGCAGCUCUAGCUACGGUCCUGCCCUCUUCCCGCCCCACCCCUCCCCUAAACUCCCUUCACCUAGGAGCUGCCAAACAUCUGGAUCAACCUGGGCACUACGAGGGGUUGAAUUUCUACCAUUAACGCGCCUUUUGACAUUUUUUUCCCGACCUCCUGCUCACAUCCGUAAAACCCACUGAUUCUUUUACUACACUUUUUAUGAGAACAAGACAUUUUCUAGGAAGAUGGUGGCAGAAAAAGAGACCCUGAGCUUAAACAAAUGCCCAGACAAGAUGCCGAAGAGGACCAAGCUGCUGGCACAACAGCCGCUCCCGGUGCACCAGCCUCACUCCCUGGUUUCUGAGGGCUUCACAGUCAAAGCCAUGAUGAAAAACUCAGUCGUGAGAGGCCCUCCAACGGCAGGGGCAUUUAAAGAAAGACCAACCAAGCCCACAGCAUUUCGAAAAUUCUAUGAGCGAGGUGACUUCCCAAUUGCCCUUGAGCAUGAUUCGAAAGGAAACAAAAUCGCCUGGAAGGUAGAAAUUGAGAAGCUGGAUUACCAUCAUUAUCUGCCUCUGUUUUUUGAUGGGCUUUGUGAAAUGACAUUUCCCUAUGAAUUUUUUGCUCGGCAAGGAAUCCACGACAUGCUGGAACACGGUGGGAACAAGAUCCUACCUGUCCUUCCACAGCUCAUUAUCCCGAUAAAAAAUGCCUUGAAUCUCCGAAACCGACAGGUCAUCUGUGUCACUCUCAAGGUCCUCCAGCAUCUGGUUGUGUCAGCUGAGAUGGUGGGCAAGGCCUUGGUGCCUUAUUACCGUCAAAUCCUCCCCGUCCUGAACAUCUUUAAGAAUAUGAAUGUGAACUCCGGAGAUGGCAUUGACUACAGCCAGCAGAAGAGGGAGAAUAUUGGUGACUUGAUCCAGGAGACGCUGGAGGCCUUUGAGCGCUACGGAGGAGAAAAUGCCUUUAUCAACAUUAAGUACGUGGUCCCAACCUACGAGUCUUGCUUGCUAAACUAACAGUGGCAGCAGCUGGGACUUGAAGCCUCCCCUUGGUGUUGGGAUCAUCUGUCUCUGCUGCUUUUAGCAUCUCAUUCCUUGUGACUUCCACAGCUUUCUUUUCUACAGCUGCUAAAAUAGUGGCUUAUGGGCCAUUGGACUGUUAGCCCUAUUGAGAGCAAGGCUUUCCAAUACAUAAAUAGUGCCUGUUUCUUAGAUUACAAUAGUGUACUGUGCUUAUUUGUUCUAUGAGAAGAAUUGCUUCUUUAUACAGCUCUGACAGAAGCAGGAGUCCGAGUUAAACCUUCAGUUGUAUAGACAAUAAACUAUAAUUUUCAUACGCAAUUCA
This is a messenger RNA of Rhinopithecus roxellana (golden snub-nosed monkey), 1367 nucleotides long. RefSeq names its product parkin coregulated (gene PACRG). The record is from RefSeq and is a predicted model, not a curated record. Gene Ontology annotation, cellular component: neuron projection; cytosol; vesicle. The transcript is spliced from 5 exons. Gene Ontology annotation, molecular function: Hsp70 protein binding; Hsp90 protein binding. Lineage: Eukaryota; Metazoa; Chordata; Mammalia; Primates; Cercopithecidae. The coding region runs from base 266 to 1039 and encodes 257 amino acids.